Leishmania mexicana MHOM/GT/2001/U1103 is the source of this 3588-nucleotide messenger RNA. RefSeq lists its product as hypothetical. Gene Ontology annotation, cellular component: GARP complex. Bases 1 to 3588 code for a protein of 1195 amino acids. The record is from RefSeq and is a predicted model, not a curated record. The transcript has a single exon. Lineage: Eukaryota; Euglenozoa; Kinetoplastea; Trypanosomatida; Trypanosomatidae. Gene Ontology annotation, molecular function: syntaxin binding. Gene Ontology annotation, biological process: retrograde transport, endosome to Golgi; Golgi to vacuole transport.
AUGGUCCACCACGGAUUUAGUCGCGUCCGCAUCGCCCAUGCACUGGGACUCCCCUCCCUUGUUGUAGAGGAGUCCAUACGAAAUGGCGUGUCCUCUGCGACGCUGCGAGCCCAGCUGCGCAACUGGCUGUACGAGGUCUCGGCCUUGUCUCCAGGACAGAAGCUGCGUGUGCCGGAGGUAUUGUUCACGGAGCUGCAAGAAGAUUGCGCCGCUGAUGAGAUUCAGCGACAGCAGAAUGUGCGCAACGGCGUCGUGUCACCGUAUGGUGACGACUGCUCCCCCUUUGCCGCACUCGACCCCAUCUCCCAACAGCACUUCACUCAGCUACAGCACUCAGUGGGGCAGAGCUUUAUUUCGAUCCUGAACGACCCAGGCGAGCCGACCACAAAUGUAGACUGGGCCACUUGGUUAGGGGGUAAGCUCUACGCGGCCUUCGACUUUAAUGGCCGUGUGGGUGACCUGGAGGACAUGCUUCGCUCCUACUCGGCUGCGCAGACGGGGCCCGAGUCCUCUGCCGCCUUGCUCGCCGAGUACCCACCCAAUGAGGACUUCAGCGGCUACGUGAAGCUUAUCUCAAAAGCCUAUCAGGCCAAUCAACGUGAGGGGAUCGCGAACGAUGCGAGGGAAUGGCGGGAGGACGGCGUGGCAGACGCCGCUGGCGACUACGCGCACCUCGACGGUGCAGCGACUGUGGAUGACGGCCCGUGGCCAGCGGGGGUACCAACGGAGUUUUUUUCCAUGUCGUACGACCCGGCAGCUGAAAUACGCAUGCUAUCGGAUGCCGUGGGUGAGUCUCGGCCUGCUGCUACGUUAACGUCACCCACUGCGGCAGUGGCCACACAGGGCAGCUCAACGGGAACACCGACACAGUUCGUGGAUGGUGGCACGUUUGCGGCUGACUACGAAUACCUGGAGAGCCGGAAUAAGGAGCUGCGCGCGUGGGAGUCGGCUGUGGAGAAGUGCCUGCUGCAGCACGUCAAGCACCGCUCCGAGGACUUCUUCGCCACUUCCUGCCAGUUCAGCUCCCUCAGCAGCGACGCUCGAACCGUCUUGGCUGACGUGCGAGUGGCUCGCGAGGGCGGCAUGCGCGCUGGCGAGCACUGCAUUGCCGAGUACAUCCGCAUUGGCAAUCUCUACCGGCGACGGCAGAACUUUCUGCGACUGAACACCACCGCCACCUCAGCGCAGCAAGUGCUCCGGCGAUUAGGGGACGUCGAGAACUGGGCUGCGCUGCCGGAGCGCGACUUUGGCGAGGUGCUGGCCAUCUCAUCCGCGCUGCUUGACCUGGAGACUGCGGUGCGCGGCACCAAGGAUGUGGAGCAGGGCGUUGCGUGGAAGUCCUUGUCGCACCUACAAUGCCUCCAGGAGGUCCCGGGGCGUCUCCGGAGAGCGCGCAAAGCCCUCGAAAAGCUCGUGCUCGACGAGUACUGUGACGUGCUGCUGAGCAACCUCGACGAAGGCGAGUCAAACGAGCGAGUGACGACCGUGUGCGAGAGCGUAACGCGCCUCGGUGUGCUGAACGCGGCAAAUCAGCUCUACCAUGUAAGGCUUGUUGAGCUGCUUCAUGUCAUGGGGCAAGAGAUGCUCGUGAGUCUCUUCAUGAACGCUGGCACGCUGGAUAAUACCAAGGCGAAUGAGCUUCUCUCCAUUACCAGCGACACGGUUGCUCUCGCCCUGCCAGAGGCACGCCAGCAGCUCUGCGGGUUUGCGAAACACCUCCGCUUUCAGGGCUAUCUGCAGGUGCUGCAGCAGUUUGUGGACAUGCUCGUGGACUUUGUGACACACGCGUCGCAGAACUGGGGCUUUUUCCUCACGGGAGGGCUGCGGACGGCGCUCGCCAUGUACGAGAACCGCCACAUCCUGAUGGAGACGGCGACGCGGGACCUGUUUGCGCGCGUGUGUGGCGAGGCGGAGUCGCUAGUCGCGUCGUUGCUGGAGGUAUAUGCCAACGGGCCGCAGUUGUCGUCCAUGGUUGAGGUGGUGCAGCUCGUGCGCGUUAGUGUGCAGUUUCCGGUGCGCGUGACAGGCGAUGUGGCUGGUCGACUGGUGUUGCUUCUUCGCGAAGGAGGCAGCGGGUAUGGGACUCCGACCGGCUCGCCCGUGUCGUCGACUGCGGGCGACCACAAGGCGCAGUCCCUCGCAGCUGCCGAGGAGCCGGCCGGCUUUGUGGUGUACCGUCCGACAAAAGUGAUCGGCACCACUGUUCAGCGACUCGCCAAGCGCUUUUUCCGCCACCAGCACAGCGUCAACAAGGAGAACAUGAUUAUGGUGACGGAGGGGGAGACGUGGGCCGCCAAGGAGGCGGUCGACGAGUCGAUACAGCAGCAGGUGGAGGACAUGUGCACCAUGGAGGCGACAGCGCUGAAGGCGUUUCGACUGCGCUCGCUGACGGCCCUCUUCGCCUCGGGCGACAGCGACGGCGUCUUUAAUCGAUGGCGCCAUUCGGCGAGCUCGGCUCGUGGAGCUACGGAUGCCUGCGGCGCGGAUGAUCUGCUCAGUACCGGAGCCGCUAAACUCUACGUGCGAGUACGGUGCAGUACCGGUGCCGUCAUUCUACCCAACGGGAAGACGGCUAGCGAGCCGGCGGAAGCGGCGCCGGGUGCCGACACUGACGAGCUGGAGGGCCGCCUCGUGCCCAUCUCCCUCCUCGUUUUGAUGGAUCUGCUGCACAAAUAUCACGAAUAUAUUGCCCUCUUCCCCUUCCUUGCCUUCGAUGUCGCGUCGCGCAUGAGUGAGCUGCUCGAUGAGUACGAGGGCCAGGCAGCUGCCAUGGUGCUUGGUGCGCGGGCAGUAGAGAAAGGCACGCUCUCCACCAUCACCACGCAGCACUUAUGCAUCGCCUCGCAGUGUGUCGCGUUUCUCAUCGAUUUCAUUCCUGCUCUGCAGGCGCACUUGACGGCCGCCAUGGAAGAGGGUGUCCUUGUCUCGUCACUGCGUGGCCGCGCGCCGCUCGAUGCGCUGGCGGUGGCAAACGCGCUAGGCCUUGUGGGCGGUGCUUCAGCAUCACAGAUGCCGUCAAACGCGUCCUCUGCAAACACCGCUCCUGAGACGUCGAAGCUGUUCGUCAAGAAUGACUGGAACCGUGUGGUGCGCAACUGCAUGGCCCACCGCAACGAAUUCUUCUCGAAGAUGGGGUCCCUCGUGCACCGCAAGGUGAACAGCCUGGAUCACGUCUCGAUGGAGAAGGGACACUGGUCGGCAAGCGGUAACGAGUGGGUCAUGGCCAUGCUCCGCGAGGUGGCACGGCUAAUGCGUGCGCUGCGGCCCUUGCUGCCGCCUGGAGACAUGGAUGGCGUGAUGGUUCCAUUGCUAGGGUCACUGAGUGUCAUGCUACGCGAGUCGACCCUGCAGAUCCCGGCCACCGCCGAGGAUGACCGCGCUGCCGCCGCGUCGGACGUGAUGCUCUUCACGGCAAACGUGGAGAAGUUCGGCUACGAUGUCCUCAGGUGCGCCGAGGUGACAUCGGUGUCUGCGGUGAUGCAAGGCGGCCAGUCCUUUGGGCCAGUGUCGUCAGAGGAGGCAGUUCUGCGGUGGUUUUUGCUGCCCCCUCAGUCCGGCUCUCCUCGGCUUCCCGCCGCAACCAAGUGA